Ectocarpus sp. CCAP 1310/34 is the source of this 415-nucleotide messenger RNA. NCBI's taxonomy places the organism in Eukaryota, Phaeophyceae, Ectocarpales, Ectocarpaceae. The record is from the annotation of a GenBank genome assembly.
UAGGGUGCCCUUCCCCACACACAGCACCUCUCUGUCUGCUCGUCUCGAGGGUCUCCGACCAGCAGCUUGUUCCUCUCCUGGUCGGGGAGAGCAGAGACAAACAGGCCCACACCUCGUCUUGCGUUUUCCCCCGAGAAUGGAAUCGCCCGUUCGGUCGGUGGAAACUGGAAAAAACGGGAGCGGGGGCGCGGGCGGUGGGGCGAAUCAGCAGCAGCAGGACAAAGCGACAGCAGCGGGUCAGGCCGGGGCCGGCGGGGCAGCGGCGGCGGAGACCUCGACAUCCCAGCGGUUUGAGGCCAAAUCGUACCUCGAGCGGCAGGUGGAGGAGCUCUCGUGCGCGGACGAGGACGAGGCCCAGGAGAAGGUGUCCCAGCGCCUGCAGUUUAAGCAGGACCAGGCCCGGAAGAAGAGGUAG